AUGGCUACUUUGUCCACAUGCUUUGUGGAGGGAACCAGUUAUAUGAGAAGCGGAGAGGAAGAAGAUGGGAAUAAAGAAGUUAAAGAGGAAGAAAAAGAUGAAUCAGCUGUCCAGACGCAACAAAGACCAGCCUGGGCGCCAUAUUUACACUACAAACCAGACAGAGAGGUGUACCAUUACGUUGGACAGGACAUCGUCAUUGAUGGGGCUCUCGACUCCUAUGCAGGCAUGAUAUGGCCAGGGGCUCUGGCUCUCUGUCAAUACCUGGAAACUCAUCGCGAAGAGUUGAAUCUCGAGGGCAAGGCGGUCCUGGAGAUCGGUGCGGGAACAGGCCUCACGUCUGUUGUAGCGACACUCCUCGGUGCCUGGGUGACAGCCACAGACCUUCCGGAUGUCCUGAACAACCUGAGAGCCAACCUGUUCAGAAACACCAGGGGGCGAUGGAAAUACAUGCCUCAGGUAGCAGCUCUGUCCUGGGGCCAGGACCUGGAGAGCACCUACCCUUCAUCUGUCUACAGGUACGACUACGUGCUGGCAGCUGAUGUGGUCUACCAUCACGAUUUCCGGGACGAGCUGUUGGCCGUCAUGAAGCAUUUCUGCAAACCAGGAACGACUUUGAUCUGGGCCAACAAGGUCAGGUAUGAGACCGAUCUGACGUUCACUGAGAAUUUUAAAAAGGCUUUUCACACAAAACUGCUGGUCGAAGACGGAGAGAUGAAGAUCUUCAUGGCAACAUGUAGAGAAGAGGGAGAAGGUGAUCAGGAAAUUCAAGAUUUGCUGAAAGAGGAGGAAGAAGGAAAGGAGGAGAAGAAGAGAAAAGAACAACUUGGAGAUGAAAAACACAAGGGCGAUGAGCUUCACUCUGUCAGUACAGAACAAAGUAAAGGAAAAGACAUCGAUGUACUAGAAGAACCUCGUGUGUCAGAGCCUGAAAGAGGAGAUGAUAAGGAAGAUAAAAACAAGCAUGAGUCUGAUGGAGAGGAGGAAAUGGUCCAUAAAGAUGACGACUAUAAAGAGGACAAGAAGGAUGAACCAGAUUCAAGUUGUAGCAGCACAGCCAACGAGGAAGACGCUCCAGGACAAACAAACACAAAAACAGCUGAGCAGCAGGACAGCCCACCAGCCUGGGCUUCCAUCAUCAACAGACGCUUUGGUAGAGACAUCUACCAUUACGUAGGGCACGACAUUGUCAUUCAGGAGUCCAUAGACUCGUACGGAGCAGUGAUGUGGCCAGCAGCGUUGGCUCUGUGCUCCUACCUGGAAAACAACAGGAAUACGGUGAACCUGCAGGGAAAGGAGGUGCUGGAGCUGGGAUCAGGAACUGGACUGGUAACCAUUGUGGCCAGUCUGCUGGGAGCUUCAGUCACAGCUACAGACCUACCUGACGUGUUAGGUAACCUCCAGGCCAACGUGACGAGGAACACCAGGCGUUGCAGACACACACCCAAGGUGGAAAUUCUGUCCUGGGGCCACGACCUGGAGCGCACCUACCCUACAUCCCUCUACAGGUACGACUACGUGUUGGCAGCUGACGUGGUCUACCAUCAUGACUUCCUGAACGAGCUCCUGGCCACCAUGAAGCAUUUCUGCACACGAGGAACGACUGUGAUCUGGGCCAACAAGGUCAGGUUUGAGACUGAUCUGACCUUCACUGAGAACUUUAAAAAGGCUUUUCACACGAGUCUGCUGGCCGAAGACGGAGAGAUGAAGAUCUUCAUGGGAACGUUUCGAGGGUGA
Molecule: messenger RNA, 1737 nt
Organism: Epinephelus moara (kelp grouper)
Lineage: Eukaryota; Metazoa; Chordata; Actinopteri; Perciformes; Serranidae
Exons: 7
Coding region: 1-1737 (578 amino acids)
Biological process (GO): peptidyl-lysine methylation
Cellular component (GO): cytosol; cytoplasm
Molecular function (GO): protein-lysine N-methyltransferase activity
Source: RefSeq, a predicted model, not a curated record